CGAGCGCUUCGCUCGAAAGAACCGAUUCAAAGCGACGAUUGGUUCGCGAUUCGAACAGCACUACUUCGGGCUUCCGUAGCCGAAUGGUCCUUACUACACUUUCUUCCAGGCGUUUGUCGUUCAGUUCAUUUGCUUUCCCAAACACACGCAUGUUUUAAGGCGAGCCGGGCGUGACUACACCCGGAAGGAAGGAGCAAAGCCGUAACACACGCCCGUUCAGCUGUACCGAAUCCGCUGCUAGGGACAUCGUGAAGUGUCAUGGAUGAUAGCUAGCACGGACGCUAGAGUUUCGCUGUAGAGCAGAAGUCCUCGGACCGACCAAAGCUCGCGAUGUCCGGCGAAAGCAGCGGCGAGGACUCGGACCGACACCUCGAGCGCACCGUCAAACACCAGAUCACCAGCGCAAACCUGACGGGAUACACUGAGAAAGUCGGCAUGGAGAACUUCGAGCUUCUGAAAGUGCUGGGCACUGGAGCUUACGGGAAAGUGUUCCUGGUCAGAAAAAUCAGCGGACAUGAUAAAGGCAAACUCUAUGCCAUGAAGGUUUUGAAGAAAGCAGCCAUCGUUCAGAAGGCCAAGACGGCUGAGCACACUAGAACGGAGCGGCAGGUAUUGGAACACAUCCGCCAGUCUCCCUUCCUGGUCACGCUUCACUACGCCUUUCAGACGCAAACCAAACUGCAUCUCAUACUAGACUAUGUGAGCGGAGGAGAGAUGUUUACUCACCUGUACCAGAGGGACCACUUCUCCGAGGAUGAGGUCAGGAUCUACGUGGGAGAAAUCAUUCUGGCCCUGGAGCACCUGCACAAGCUCGGCAUCGUGUACCGGGACAUUAAGCUGGAGAACAUCUUAUUGGACAGUGAUGGUCAUGUGGUUCUGACAGACUUCGGGCUGAGUAAGGAGUUUCUGGAAGAGGAGAAAGAGAGGACGUACUCAUUCUGUGGCACUAUAGAGUACAUGGCUCCAGAGAUCAUCCGAGGGAAAGCUGGCCAUGGCAAGGUGGUGGACUGGUGGAGUUUGGGGAUUCUGAUGUUUGAGCUGCUGACGGGAGCGUCUCCGUUCACUCUGGAGGGAGAGAGAAAUUCCCAGAGCGAGGUGUCCAAACGCAUCCUGCGCUGUGAGCCUCCAUUCCCCUCCAUCAUCGGACGCUUGGCUCAGGAUCUCCUGCGAAGGUUACUGGUGAAAGACCCCCAUAAGAGGCUGGGCUCUGGACCCCGAGGAGCCGAGGAGAUCAAGUCUCAUGCUUUCUUCAAGGGUCUAAACUGGUCCGACUUGGCAGAGAAAAAGGUUCAGAGUCCAUUCCGACCUGAACUACGUAAUGAGUUGGAUGUGGGUAACUUUGCGGAGGAGUUUACAGGAAUGGAGCCGGUUUAUUCCCCUGCCAGCACUCCACCCAGUACAGACCGUCUGUUUCAGGUACCUGCACAUGCAGACACACCUGUCCUGAGUUCCUUUCAUGCAGACAAUACAAUACAAGCUAUUUCCUGCCACAUGCUUCGCCGUGGGUCACGUGUUGUCCCUCUGUGUUUUGACCUGCUCCGGCAGAACGUGCUGUUUGCUGACGAGGCGGAUGACUCGGUGUUGAAGGUGAUUGAUCUGGGGUUCGCGCGGUUGUUUCCGAGCGGCAGUGCGCCCCUGCAGACCCCCUGCUUCACCCUGCAGUACGCCGCGCCGGAGCUCUUCCACAGCUCGGGAUACGACCAGGCCUGCGACCUCUGGAGCCUCGGGGUCAUCCUGUACACCAUGCUCUCUGGCCAAGUUCCGUUCCAGAGUGAGAAGAAAGGAAUGACGUCAUCGCACGCAGCUGACAUCAUGCACAAGAUCAAAGAGGGAGAUUUCUCAUUGGACGGGGAAGCCUGGAGGGGCGUGUCUGAAGAGGCCAAAGAUUUAGUGAGAGGUCUGUUAACCGUAGAUCCUGAGCGCCGGCUGAAGCUCUCGGCUCUGAAGGAGAACGCCUGGCUUCAGGGCGGUGGUGUCAUGUCCUCCACCCCUCUCUGCACCCCUGAUGUCCUGGAGUCCACCGGCCCCACCGUCAGGACCUAUGUCAAUGCCACCUACAAGGUCCAGUAUCUGCAUUUGACACUGUAUUGAGUACGGAUGCACCCAAGUCAAAUUCUUGCAAGUGCAUGUGGAAUAAAAGCACAGACAUGAGUUAUUACACACUAGCAGUACCAGAUGGAAAUAUUUUGAUGUUGGCACAUUCUCUCCUUCCCCAGCGUAUUAGAUGAGUCAGUUCAUCUACAUCUUACCUGGAAUAAAAUAUAAAACACGUUGCUGAUAAAUGCAUCUCGCUCAGAUACUCGCAUUUGAUGAUGCAAUAAAUUCAGAAUUCACAAUAUUAAAACGUUUAAUUCAAA
Messenger RNA from Sinocyclocheilus grahami, 2357 nucleotides. Its product is annotated as ribosomal protein S6 kinase alpha-4-like. Bases 331 to 2091 code for a protein of 586 amino acids. Gene Ontology annotation, biological process: intracellular signal transduction; protein phosphorylation. The transcript has 13 exons. The record is from RefSeq and is a predicted model, not a curated record. Lineage: Eukaryota; Metazoa; Chordata; Actinopteri; Cypriniformes; Cyprinidae. Gene Ontology annotation, molecular function: protein serine/threonine kinase activity; magnesium ion binding; ATP binding.